GUAACGUGCCAGAAUCGAAUGAGCCUACCAUUUCAAAUGAGACCGUUUCCAAUAUUAUAGGGUCAGAAGCUAGAAAAGCUAAGACUCAAGUUAAUCAAAAACGAAGACUAGAACGCGAAAAGAAUCACAAUAGCAGUCGUGGAUCUUCAACAUUUGCAAUUUGCUGUGCCCACGGUAAAGUUCGUUUACAACCUUUAUCUAAACCACUAUCAUAUUUGCUGGAUCUGUACAUAUUAACUGGACCUGAUGCUGAUUCAUUUCGCAAAAACAUUAGGGGCUAUAAUAAUAUCUUAGCAUGCACAUCAUUUGGAGCUAAUAUAAAUGAAUUUCAAGGACGAGGAGUGUCUAAUUUCCAGAUUCAUGGCCAAGUCUAUCACCACAUCAGAUCAUUACUGCCAGCAGAUUACACACCUGUAUUUGCUCAACUAUAUGUCUACAAUACUGCGCAUGAAG
Messenger RNA from Acaulospora morrowiae, 453 nucleotides. NCBI's taxonomy places the organism in Eukaryota, Fungi, Glomeromycota, Glomeromycetes, Diversisporales, Acaulosporaceae. The record is from the annotation of a GenBank genome assembly.